Messenger RNA from Monoraphidium neglectum, 1257 nucleotides. RefSeq names its product IMPACT family member in pol 5'region. NCBI's taxonomy places the organism in Eukaryota, Viridiplantae, Chlorophyta, Chlorophyceae, Sphaeropleales, Selenastraceae. The transcript is spliced from 12 exons. Gene Ontology annotation, cellular component: cytoplasm. Gene Ontology annotation, biological process: regulation of translational initiation. The coding region runs from base 1 to 1257 and encodes 418 amino acids. The record is from RefSeq and is a predicted model, not a curated record.
AUGGGCGCGAGUGCCGUCAGGUUCCUUAGGGGCAUCGUGGCCGCUCGGGGCGUCAACCGCAGCCGGGAUGAGUUUCGAGAGUACUGGCGGACCCACGUGCUGGAGCUGUCCUUGCUGGUGCACCAGUACCGCGGCGGCGCGCCCGUGCGCGCACGGCUUGAGCAGGCCGUGUUUGACAUGGGGGUGAGGUUUGGCGCCCUCUUCCUGCACGACAAUGCGUGGGCACUCGAGCUGAUUGUGAUUGACCUGGAGACGGGCGUCCGCUGCGAGCCGCCCCAGAGCCACUGGGACCAGGUGGCGGCCAGCAUGGAGCUCACCGAGGACCAGUUGGUUCUCUUCGGCAUGCUUGACCGCUGGUGGAAAUCAACAACCCAGGAGCAGCGCCAGGCGCUCGCAGCUCGUGCAGCUGCGGCAGGGGCUGAGGCCGACAUUGACCUGCAGGAGGCGGUGGCGGCCGGCCUGGAGCGCAUCAACUCAACAUACCUGGUGUCGAUUGUCGCGUGCCUGGCGGUGAACAUGCAGGCGCUCAUGAGGCCGGAGCAGGUGGCGGCGUCCUGGAUAUCCAGCUGCCCCGCGCGCAAUGCCGCCGCCCUGCAGGAUGCCCCUGAUGACGGCCACGUUCGAGGCCCUGAGAAGGCAGCGCAGCCUGCAAGCGGCUACUGGACAAUCCAAUGUGAGACAAGCCUGGAGGUGGAGGUUAAAAAGUCUCAGUUUCUGGUCACCGCGUGGCCCGUCCAAUCCGGCGACCAGGCGAUGCGGCUAAUCCAGGAGGCGGGCGACCCCGCUGCCUCUCACAACUGUUUUGCUUGGAAAGUGGGGGCAGCACAUCGCUCUUCGGACGACGGCGAGCCCGGAGGGACGGCGGGGCGCCCAAUUCUUGGGGCUAUAGAGGGCGACGGUCUGGAUGGCGUGGCAGUUCUGGUCACCAGGCACUUUGGUGGCAUCAAGCUUGGCUCUGGCGGCUUGGUCAGGGCAUACGGCGGCGCCGCCCGCGACUGCCUGCGCGCCGCCCCAAAGCAGUUUGUCAAGCGACAAAUCGAGCUGCGGGCAGAGUGCCCGUUCCAGUCGUUGGGGGCAGUGUACGGGGCGAUGCAGCGGCACGGCGCUGCCGCCAGCGGCGAGGAAGAGUACACAGAGUCCGGGGCUGUGGCGGUGCGGUUCCUGGUUGACGAGGACGCUGCCGCAGCGGUGGUGGACGCAGUAUCCAAUGCGACGAGCGGGCGGGUCGUGCCCAUGGUGGUGCCGCCUGAUGGUUAA